AAAUUUCAGGACCAGCGUGACCUCGACAAGGGUGUCAGAGUGUUUACUUGGGCGCGCAUAAUGUCAAAAUGCAUCGGAGUGUGGCCAUUAGACCCCAAUUAUUAUCUCUUCAAUCUAAGUUUUUUAUAUUUUACGUACAUAAUGUUUACCGAGUACGUUAAUUUGUUUUACUGCCUUCCAAAUUUAAAAAAAGUCGUCAACAAUCUCACCGAAAAUCUGGCUUUCACGCAUAUUUACGUUAGAACUUUGAUGCUAAGAGUUCACAUUGAAAAAUUACGUGAAAUUAUUUCUGAAUCUUUGAAGGAUUAUCAUGUCAGUGCGUAUAAAAAUUCUGAAGAAGUUUACCUGUUUAUGAGUUACAUGAAGAAAGGUAAAUUUUUUGUUAAAUAUGCUACAAUUUUCGUCGCUAUGACCGUCACUUCAUGGUUCAUCCGUCCGAUAACAUCAUCUUCAGCUCAAGCACCUCACAAUUCAACAAUCACAAAAUUUACUUACGUUUUGCCUUACAAAUUCCACGUUUUCUACCCAAUCAACAGCUACCGUUCUUAUGUUCUGACUUACAUCUCGCAUGGUCCAUUCGCUUUUAUCAGCGGAUUGGGCCACGUUACUUCAGGAUGUUUUCUAAUAAUGCUUUCGUUCCACGUAAGCGGAAGGCUAGCCGUUUUGGCGACGAGGAUCGAUGCCCUGAAAUACAGAAAAGAAGGACAUAGAAAAGAGCUUAAUGAAAUUAUUUUUGAGCACAGCCGAUUACUGAAUAUGGGCGAGGGGAUAAAAAAGGCAUAUGCUACAUCAUUAUUGAUAUACUUGAUGAACGGAAGUAUAUUAAUCUGCAUUAUUGGUUACCAAAUAUUGCUAAUCUUUACUCUAGGGAUCAAGAAAAAUUUGACGCCUUUCUUUGUUUUUAUAAUGACGGUGUAUCUUGUAAUAACUAUUUUUUGUAUAUUGAGUGAACAUCUCAUUGCAGAGUCGAAGAAAGUUUCAAAUGCAUUUUGGAAUUGUCAGUGGUAUAAUAUGGACCAAGAUUGUACAAAAGAUAUUAUUUUUUGUAUCAAACGCUCGCAAAAACCGCUCUGUCUCCGUGCUGGAGCUUUUGUUACAUUCGGUAACAACACAUUAACAGAAGUGACAAAGACGGCCAUGGGAUACUUGAGUGUUCUGAGAAAUUUUUUACUUGCAGAACAAUCU
Molecule: messenger RNA, 1185 nt
Organism: Cotesia congregata
Lineage: Eukaryota; Metazoa; Arthropoda; Insecta; Hymenoptera; Braconidae
Source: the annotation of a GenBank genome assembly